AUGGAGAAGGAUUGGGAAAGAGAGUGGGAAGGGGAAAGGGAGAGAGAUGUGGGAAAAGAGAGGGAUGUGGAAAAGGAGAGAGGUUUUGGAAAGGGAAGGAAUAGGGAAAGGGAGAGGGAUGGGCAAAGGGCAAAGGAGAAGCAAAGAGAGGGGGUGGGAAAUGGGAGAGUGAUGGGGAAUGCGAGUGGGAAGGGAAAAGGGAGAGGGAUGGGGAAAGGAGAGGGAUGGGGAAAGGGUAGGGAUUGGGAAAAGAGAGGGACGGAGAAAGGGAUCGGUAAAAAAAGGAGGGAGAUGCGGCAAGGUUGA
Molecule: messenger RNA, 306 nt
Organism: Mya arenaria
Lineage: Eukaryota; Metazoa; Mollusca; Bivalvia; Myida; Myidae
Product: octapeptide-repeat protein T2-like
Exons: 1
Coding region: 1-306 (101 amino acids)
Source: RefSeq, a predicted model, not a curated record